AUGCUCGAAGUAGGAGGGAAGUGUCUAGCAUACCAUGGGCCCAUGCUUUAUGAGGCCAAGGUUUUACGCAUCUGGAAUCCGACCACUCAGAGUGUUUCCGUGGUUCAGGAUGGUCAAGAGGUUUCGGUAUCCAUGAAAAAGGAUAAGGAGGAAUUGUCGGAGGAUACCAAGGCAUUAGGCGGAGUUCCUGAGUCUUUAGCAGGUCAAGAAUGUUACUUUGUGCAUUAUCAGGGCUGGAAGUCUACCUGGGACGAAUGGAUUGGGUUGGACAGAAUACGUGAAUACAACGACGAAAAUCUAGGGUUGAAGAAAAGGCUCAUCGAAGAGGCAAAAGAAGCUAAGAAGCAACAGCAAGAGCAGAAGAAGCGCAAGGAAAAUGUUCUCAAGAGAGGUAGACCGUCUGAAACCGGCACUGUUCCUAGAACUUCAUCAUCAGGUCGUUCUUCUUCUAAUCCCGGUGAAAACGGUAAUACCACGACAAGCGGUAACAAUGGGACCAGCAGCACUAAACAGGGGUCGCAUGGCCCCACUACCGCGGGAACGGUGCCGCUUCCACAAGGUAGUGCGCCCAAGAUAACGUUACACAUUCCGGUAAAAUUGAAAUCACUGCUUGUGGACGACUGGGAAUACGUGACGAAGGAUAAAAAAGUGUGCAAGAUACCGUCACCAGUACUAACGGUGCAGCAGCUGCUAGAGGAGUAUGAAGCUAGUGCUUCGAACGAGCUGGAAUCACCAGCACAACAGUCCCAAUUGUCAGAAUACUGUAUGGGUCUGAGGCUUUAUUUCGAGCGUAGUCUCCCUUUACUACUGCUGUACAGAUUAGAAAGACUGCAAUACGAAGAACUUUUACAAAAGGAAAAAUACGCAAAUACGAGUGUACUACACCUGUAUGGGCCUAUUCAUUUACUAAGGUUACUGAGUAUUUUGCCCGAUCUUAUGGCGACAACAACGAUGGACGGUCAAAGUUGCCAGUUGAUUGUAAGGCGAACAGAGCACCUGUUCGAAUGGAUAGUAACGAAUAUGGAAAGAUUAUUUAACGGUAAGGAGGAAACUUAUGUGAAUACAUCGAGUCAAUACGAAGGUGUAGCUUUAGGUUUAUAA
This is a messenger RNA of Zygosaccharomyces rouxii, 1101 nucleotides long. RefSeq names its product Eaf3p (gene EAF3). Gene Ontology annotation, cellular component: nucleus; Rpd3S complex; NuA4 histone acetyltransferase complex. Lineage: Eukaryota; Fungi; Ascomycota; Saccharomycetes; Saccharomycetales; Saccharomycetaceae. The transcript has a single exon. The record is from RefSeq and is a predicted model, not a curated record. Bases 1 to 1101 code for a protein of 366 amino acids. Gene Ontology annotation, biological process: chromatin organization; regulation of DNA-templated transcription.